CCAAGGGAGAGAAAAAAAAAAAGGUUCAACUACUCUUUCCAUUCUCGCUCGCGGCGCCUCCUCCUCCUCUCCCAAUUCCGCCGCCAAUUUCCGGUGCCGACGAGGAGUCGGAGUCGGAGUCCGCCUCGCCGGCGGCGUCCGAGUGUGUGUGUGUAUGUAAUGGACGCCGACGAGCCGCCGGAGCACAGCACCGACCCGCUCACGCGCCGCGCCUGCAGCUGCUGCUGCAGGUAGGGUGUUCGACGCAUGGGCUGCACCACCUCGCACGACGCGUUCGCCGCAGCGAGGGCGCGGGCGCGGGCGUCGUCGUCUUCGUUGGAGCGGCCGCGGCGGGCGCAGGCCGACCCGGCCGCGCUGUGCCGCGAGCGCGCGGCGCUGAUCCGCGCCGCGGCCGACCGGCGCUACGCGCUGGCGUCCGCGCACGCCGCGUACUUCCGCUCGCUCGCCGCCGUCGGGGGCGCGCUGCGGCGGUUUGCGGCGGCCGCGCUCGCGCCGGGCACCCCGCCGUCCGGUUCCUCCCCGGUGCUCACCCUCCCGCCGUCCCCGGCGAAGCCGGUCGACGCCUCGGCCGCCGCGGCCAGGUCGAGCCUCCCGCCGUCGCCGUCCUCGUCCUCCACCGUCUCGCCUCUCUCGCACACCCUCUCCGACGAGGACCUGGACGCGCACGGCGCCGCCAAACACGCCACCGCCGCCGCCGCGUCAUCGACGAGGUAUCACUACCACUACAUGAGGAACUCUCCCACCGUGCCCACCACGGUGUACGAGGACCCCAAUGGCGAGGCCAGCUAUGGUGGCUACGGUGGCUACGGGUACACGUAUUCGUACGGGCCCUACGGCGAGGUGGUUGCGGAGGAGAGGCCGGAGACGGCGACGCCGCCGCCAACCGCGGAGGUCGCGGCGUGGGACUUCUUCGACCCCUUCACCUCCUACGAUCAAUUCAUAGAGGAUUACAAGGGCCACGACGGCGGCAACUUGCCUUCCAAUAGCCCGAAUUACUCGGAGCUGAGGAGGGUGGAGGGGAUCCCGGAGCUGGAGGACGAGGCGGAGCUCGAGGCGGCGGAGGCGAAGGCGAAGGCAUCCAAACCAUCAACCUCCGUCGUUGCUGAUCAAGGUGGGAAAGGGAAGAGACCAAUUUCUUCAGACGUCAGCUCGAAGGGGGAGGCUUCUGAUGGGAAGCUGCUGCAGAGGAAGGGAUCCGGUGGCAAUGGCGAGCCAGAGAAUGCCAGCUUGAAGGGCAGUGGUAGUGGUGACAACAAUGGCAGCUCCACCAGCAAGAAGAAAGGUAUAGCCUUCGAUGGCAUUGAGCAACCGAUUGCUGCUGCUCAGGGGGAAGGUGGGAGUGGCAAGUCUGUGCAGUCGACUGCUGUGAGCAGUGAGUCGUUCUCGCCGCUUCACCAGGGGAACAGGAGUGUCAUGGAGGCCAUGGACGAGAUCAAGGAGAGGUUCGAUGAGGCGCUGAACUGCGGCGAAGAAGUUUCCAAGCUUCUUGAGGUGGGGAAGGUUCCCCCCCAGAGUUCCACGCCCCGAGUUCUUAGAUAUUUGUCUUCCAGAGUGAUGGAUCCUCUAUCUCUGACCGUGCCUUCAUCUUCGUGCCUGCCGAAGCCACGUAGAAAGUCAAGAACAUUGAGCGGAAAGGCCAGCACUUCAUCAAAUCCAUCAGUAGCUGGUAGAAGAAACAGUGCUGGAAGUCUCUCAUCAACUCUGGAGAAGCUAUGUGCUUGGGAAAAGAAGCUUUACCAGGAGAUUAAGGAUGAAGAGAAGCUGAGGAUUCUUUAUGAAAAGAAGUACAGGAGGCUAAAAUCUCUGGACGAACGAGGAUUAGAUUCAACUACGAUCGACGCCACCAGGUUAUCAGUAAGGAACUUGCAAUCCAGGAUUACCAUCAAUAUUAGAACAGCCAAUGCCUUCUCAUCGAAGAUACAGAAUAUUCGAGAUGAAGAGCUAUAUCCUCAACUCGUUGAUCUCAUCAUUGGAUUGAGAAGAAUGUGGAAAGCUGUUCUAUUGUGUCACGAGAAGCAGCUAUCGGCCAUUCAGGACAGCAAAAUGCACCUGAUCAAGGCAGUGACCAUUAGCCAAUCCAAUGCUGCUGCAGUAGCCACAGUAGAAUUAGAGAGGGAGCUUGCAAAAUGGUACCGCUGCUUCAACAAGUGGAUCAGCUCACAGAGGUCUUAUGCUGAAGCACUGAACGGAUGGCUGAGGAAAUGGCUCACUGAGCCUGAGGUGCAGGAGGAAAACACACCGGAUGGCGCCCCGCCUUUCUCCCCAGGCAAGCUAGGCGCCCCGCCUGUGUUUGUCAUAUCAAAUGAUUGGCUCCAAGUGAUUGAGAUGGUUUCCAAGAAUGAAGUGUUGAAGACAAUUGACCAAUUCUCCAAGCUUGUGCAUGAGUACAAGAAGACCCAGGAAAAGGAGCACAGGCAGAAACGAAAAGCUGAUCAUGCUUCCCGAGAUUAUAACAAAAGGCGCAAAGUUCUGCAGAGGGAACUUGGGUUGAGUACCAGUCUUGAUAUGGUUGCAGUCAUGGAGAACACUCACCACAGCCAUGACAACCGUGUAAUCGAGCUAGAGAAGAUGAGUAGAAAGAAGGAUGAGGAGAAGACCAAGCAUGAUGAGAUUGUAAAACAUGCCCAUCUUGCAGCUUCAGCUACUCUACCAGUCGGGUUGGUCCCUGUGCUGCACCAGAUCGUCAGCUUCUCCCAGGAAAAUGUGCAAAAGUACACAAGCAUCAGAACCCGAGGUGCCCGGGUCCACUGACUGCCGAGAAAUGGGUUUUACACAGAAGUGUGUGAUAGAUGAUCAAAGGUUCAACAGCUUGUUGCAUGCACAAAGGAGAAUUUUUUGGUUGCUGUCCUGAAUGAGGACAGUGCUGGGAUUCUUUUUGUAGAGUAAUUGGUUUAAUUUGGGGUUUAGGCAUUCAGUUCUUACAGUGGACGGUGGUAGAUAGAAAGUUAGUGUUAUCCAUAGAUUCUUACUGAUAUCCAACUUACCUAUGAUGUUAAUGUUAUCGAUAGACCAUAUAUUCUUACUGUUGUCUGACUCUUUGCUAAAUUGCUGAAAGCUGAGUACAGAGAGUAGACUAAUGAUGUAUUAUUGAGAAGUUUCAGAUGUUACUCAUUUAUUCUGUACAUAACACUUGCCUCAUUAAGUGACUUGUUCAUUCUAGCUUCAA
Messenger RNA from Oryza sativa Japonica Group (Japanese rice), 3166 nucleotides. RefSeq names its product nitrate regulatory gene2 protein. Lineage: Eukaryota; Viridiplantae; Streptophyta; Magnoliopsida; Poales; Poaceae. The record is from RefSeq and is a predicted model, not a curated record.